AAAAAAGAUGUCAUUAAAACCAUUUACAUAUCCACUGCCUGAAACAAGGUUUCUUCACGCGGGCAGACUUGUGUAUAAGUUUAAAAUCCGGUAUGGCAACUUCAACAGUGCUGAUGAUCUCAAUAAUACUGAAAGUACUGUCAAGGAGUUAGAGGAAGCAAUUCGAGUAAUCCUUGGAAAUCUUGAUGAUUUGCAUCCGUUUUCUACGGAACACUUCACUAUCUUUCCCUAUUUAAGUAAAUGGGAGCGCAUAUCAAAAAUGAGAUUCAAACAUGGGGAUGUACAUCUUCUGCCUUAUCCCUACAUUUGCACUAUGUAUCUAGAACUCAAUUCAUUUCAGCAAAACAUAUCUUUUGGUAAAGAAGUACACAAGGGAAGUUCCAAGCUUGUCAAGGAAAGAAAUGAAAGGUCAAAAAGUACUGAAACAGAAGGAACAGUGAAGAGGAGAAGAGUGGAAGAUGAAGCAGAGACUCCAUACCCAGAGUCAAAUAUGGACAGAACGGGAGCUGGGUGUGUUCACAGCAUGAGUAAAGCAGAACAUGGAUUUGAAAUGAAUUGCUCCAAAGAAAUUCAGUGUGAAUAUUGUCCGGCAUCUCUUACUGAGGGCUGUAACCCUAGGAAUUCAGGGGGACCUGUGGAAUGUAACACUGAAAAAAAUACAGAAACCAGUCAGGCUGAAGGUGAAAUGCAGCUACCACAGCAAAUGGAUCAAGUCAGAAACAAAGGAAAUACAGAGUUAAAAGGAAGAAGUUUCUCAGAGUUCUGGAGAAGCAUACUCAUUUCUCCAUUGCAGCAUCUUUUUGGUGGAAAUAACUGACCCUUCAAGUAUUAAUUGUUGUGGAAAGGUAAACUUGUAGCGUGUACGUCAGGUUGUGUUGUUUCCUUUUGUAAUUCAGCUUUUCACAUUGCUUGUCUCAGCUAUUAAAUGCAAUUUACUUUGUUUACAUUUUCAAAUUAACAUACUGAAGAUGUUGGGUUAGAAAUAGUAUGAUUUUUGCCUUCACAAACUAGAGUUUUUGAAAAAAGAGUAAAAAGUGUUGCAAUUUUGAUCUUUAAAUGUGAUAAACGGAAUUUUACAUUUUAAAAUCAUUAUAUGAGAUUCUAAUAAAACAGACAUCAACUUGGAA
Molecule: messenger RNA, 1127 nt
Organism: Dromaius novaehollandiae (emu)
Lineage: Eukaryota; Metazoa; Chordata; Aves; Casuariiformes; Dromaiidae
Gene: MAJIN
Product: membrane anchored junction protein
Exons: 10
Coding region: 8-817 (269 amino acids)
Biological process (GO): homologous chromosome pairing at meiosis; meiotic attachment of telomere to nuclear envelope
Cellular component (GO): nuclear inner membrane
Molecular function (GO): DNA binding
Source: RefSeq, a predicted model, not a curated record